Molecule: messenger RNA, 900 nt
Organism: Histoplasma mississippiense
Lineage: Eukaryota; Fungi; Ascomycota; Eurotiomycetes; Onygenales; Ajellomycetaceae
Exons: 2
Coding region: 1-900 (299 amino acids)
Source: RefSeq, a predicted model, not a curated record
AUGGCGGCGGGCGUGAAACCCCUGCUGCAGCGCUGCCCCUCUCCCGUCCUGGCGCUUGGUUGUGAAAUAGGAAUAACUCAUAAGGGUCGCCCGUUUUCUCUACAGCGAUUCCUCGCACCAUCACUGAACCAUUUGUUUGGCCUUUUCAUCACAACUUCUACCCACUAUCAUUACCAGCUAUUAUACUCCGUACUCGACACUCUAUUCACCCAUCCAUCGAGUCAUCUGUGGAGCAACCUCAUUGAAUCUUGCCAGCCAGUUGUCGCCUCACUUUGCACAUUCACCUUCAAGAAACGGGUUGGAGGCGUCAUGCUCAGGGACUCCUCGGCCACCUACAUAUACUCUUCGACUGCUCUCCAAACUAUGUCUCCCUCUCUACGACCCAAGUCUCCUCCUCCCUCCCGCAACAGAGCCCGCAUGUCUCCCAAACCCAACCACUCCAUCCAGUUAGCAAACCUCCCACGUUUCCACCCAGCCGUCUAUCAAUCCACAUCGAACACCCUUGCCAACCAACCACCCUCCCCGCUCCAACAGCGGCCCGCACAGUCAUACAGAAUACCAUCAGGUUCCAGGGAUGCCCUGCGCCAAUACCGUGACCUCGUCGCAGGUGUGACACUCACACCACGCGGCUCCUCGACAACGAGCAGCAGCAUGAAGCCUUCAAAGCCGCGACUUGAUCCGCUGGGUAGCCCCGGCCCCGUGACGCCCUUGGCGCUAGAGGAAAAUGAGGGUGGAUAUUUCGUCGCUGGGGCUUCCAGGUCGCCGCCGCCAGACUCCAAUACGAGCAAUCAUAAUAAUAGCCCUGUGUCGCCACGGGAACUGGUCGAGAAGCUCAUCCAGCGGGAGGCUGAGAAGUUAGGGUCUCAAGGCUUGUCGAGGAAGGAGAACCAGAGUCGAUGA